AAUUCUUGAACUUGGAACUGAUCGUGAGUAAGGAAAUUGCCAGUAUACCUAAGACUUAAAAUAUUCCUCGAUUUGGCAACACAGCGCCAGUUUCUUAAUUCUGAUAAUUGGUCUCCCCUCCUCAAUACGUGAUAAGUAAGCACUUUCAUCUGGGAGCAAUUCACUGAUUGUGAGCAACUGUCAAACCAAGUUCUUGCUGCCAAUCAGUUAUCUCAUAUAUUCGUUAGGAUAGUUCAACCUGCUUGUUUACAAAAGUCAGUUGUGUUUAGCAGGCUCGGUUCUUUCGGAUUGACUUUCAGCAACCACCAGUCAACCUCAGCGCACUUAUACUCCUGAUUCUCAAGUUAGUUUUUAAUGACCUUAGCACAUCAUGGCCUGCAAGAAGUUAGUAAACGAUCCAGAGAAUUGUGUUGAUGAGAUGCUUGAAGGUGUCAUCGCGCUUUAUCCUGCUCUGUCUCUGAUUCGUAAAGAAAGAAUAAUUUUUCAUUCCAAAAUUAGAAAAGGAAGAGUGGCUUUGGUUGCUGGAGGUGGCUCUGGACACGAGCCUUUCGCUGCUGGAUACGUCGGAGAAGGAAUGCUCACUGCAGCUGUCGCUGGAUCGAUUUUUGCUUCUCCACCAUCAUCGAAUAUAUUUCAUGCUUUAAAAGUUGUUGCGGAGUUAAAUGGAAAUGCUGGAAUCCUACUUGUUGUGCCAAAUUACACAGGAGACCGAUUGAAUUUUGGUCUAGCUGCAGAAGAAGCAGCCUGUUUAAAUAUUAAGGUAAAAACCAUUCAUGUUGGGGAAGAUUGUGCUUUGUUAUCCAAUGGCACAGAAGGUUUUGGAUGUGGCCGAGGGCUUUGUGGUAACCUGUUUGUAUUCAAGAUAGCUGGAGAAAUGGCAGCCCAGAACAAUAAUUUGGAAUAUAUUUAUAAAGUGAGUGAAAAAGUGCGUCAGUCAAUGGCAACGUUUGGCGUUUGUUUGAAACCAUGCAGCCUCCCUGGGCAAGAGAUCCUGUUCCAGCUUGCUGAUGAUGAAAUAGAAUUAGGCCUUGGAAUUCAUGGUGAAGCCGGUGUGUCGAAACAGAAGUUCACAACAGCAUCAGAAAUUGUCCAACUCAUUCUUGAUAAGCUAUGCAGUUGCCUAUCUUUGACAAAGGGUUCAAAAGUUUGCGUUUUGAUCAAUAAUUUGGGUGGGACCACGCAACUGGAAAUGGGCAUUGUUGCUAGCAACGUCAAAUCUCAAUUAGGUGAAAGAGGUAUUACCGUCCAUCGUAUGUAUGCUGGUGCCUUGAUGACAUCUCUAGAAAUGUGUGGAGUUCAAGUAUGUCUUUUGAAAAUCCACGAAAACCCUGAAUGGUUGGUUUACUUGGACGUCCCUACGGAUGCACCAGCCUGGCCUGGAUCCCCCUCCAGUGAACCAUCUUUCUCUGCGGCUUCAGCUGUGCCAAGUGGCUGCUCUAAAGAGAGCUUACCAUCAGGGAGUAAUGUACAUUUGAAAUUUGAUGAACCCACUGUUAGCAUCUUCACAUCUUGUUUGAGAAAUGUAGCGGGCAGCCUGAUCAAUGAAUCGAGUAAACUGAAUGAUUUGGAUAGUGUUUGUGGCGAUGGUGACUGCGGUAGUACUUUACACCGAUUUGCUACAGAAAUUCAUCAAGCUCUGGAACAACACAUUUUGAAGUUGGAGUCACCCAUCAUGUGCUUACAUCAACUUGCUAAAAUAGCAGUGGAAAAAAUGGGUGGCACAUCGGGGGCAGUUUACGGUCUUUUUCUAAGAGGAAUUGCUUCUUCUUUAAGAGGUACCUCAGCUUCAGAUUGGGCCUCUGCUUGGAAAUCAGGCAUUGACUGCAUCUUGAAAUACAGCUCUGCAAGAUUAGGCGAUCGAACUCUGUUAGAUGUAUUGAUUCCUGCAUGUGAAGUCUUUGAAGAUAGUCUUGAAACAAGUGAUUCAAUCAAGGUAGUUCUACAAAGGGUGAUAGAUGAGGCAAAUAUUGCUUGUGAAAAAACAUCCAAAAUGAAAGCAAGAGCUGGUCGAGCAAGUUAUGUGAAUGCUGCAUAUGUUUCUGAUGUUGACGCAGGAGCGUAUGGAGUGACGGUGAUACUGCAAGCCAUCAAAGAAUCUAUUUCGUAGUUAUAUGCUUGCACAUAUCAGUCAUCGGGGUCUCAUCAAGAAUCAAGUUCCUAGCCCUAGAAUUUUUUGAAUUUGUCGACAGUACUAUCUACUUUUUAUUUUUAAUACCUUUUAGGUUCUGUAGCAAGUUGGUUUUUUUUUCAUAUUUUGUUUACCUGCAAAUGAAUCAAUGGUAGUCCUGUAUGAUGAAAUAUUAAAGAAUAAAGUAUUAAAUUUUAUCAUGGAAA
Bemisia tabaci is the source of this 2334-nucleotide messenger RNA. Its product is annotated as PTS-dependent dihydroxyacetone kinase 1, dihydroxyacetone-binding subunit DhaK. NCBI's taxonomy places the organism in Eukaryota, Metazoa, Arthropoda, Insecta, Hemiptera, Aleyrodidae. Gene Ontology annotation, biological process: glycerol catabolic process. The record is from RefSeq and is a predicted model, not a curated record. Gene Ontology annotation, molecular function: glycerone kinase activity. Gene Ontology annotation, cellular component: cytosol.